GCGUCAUCGUCUUAUAGACACACAUACGUAAAAAUGCACUAUCAGACGGCGGCGUCAUGGGGGGGCUAUGUGACGACGGUGGUGGUCGGAGACCCAAUGGAGAGGAUAGAGAGGAUGGCGUCAGAGAACGCGGUGGUGAUAUUCAGCAUUAGCACGUGCUGCAUGUGCCACGCCAUCAAGAGGCUAUUCUGCGGCAUGGGAGUGAACCCCACAGUGUACGAGCUUGACGAAGACCCCAGGGGGAAGGAGAUGGAGAGGGCAUUGAUGAGGCUUCUCGGCUGCUCCUCCGUCCUGCCGGUGGUGUUCAUCGGAGGGAAGCUGAUCGGAACGAUGGACAGAGUCAUGGCGUGCCACAUUAAUGGCACUCUCGUCCCUCUCCUCAAAGAAGCUGGCGCUCUCUGGCUUUAGACGACAAUGCUUCUUUCUAACACAAACACGCGCUACUUUGCUCUCUGAGCACCACCGCCGGCCUCUCGUCUUUUCCGAUUUUCUUCUGUUUUGGUCACACUUAUCGCUACUACUGACUUUUCUGUCGAUCAUCCUUCUGUUACUUCAUUUCCAAGUUUUUCAUUUUUGUUUUCACCUUUGCCUUCGCUCGUUGAGGGUAAUAUUUGGUUUUGUGAUGCUUUGCUUUACCCUCCUUCCUCUGUAAAGAAGA
Molecule: messenger RNA, 658 nt
Organism: Neltuma alba
Lineage: Eukaryota; Viridiplantae; Streptophyta; Magnoliopsida; Fabales; Fabaceae
Product: glutaredoxin-C1
Exons: 1
Coding region: 34-408 (124 amino acids)
Source: RefSeq, a predicted model, not a curated record